UGAUCGGCUCAGUCUCAGCAAACUGUAUCUUUAGAGAAGAAUGUAAAUUACAGCUUGCAAGGAGCAUUCAUUUGUAACAUCUCCUGCUUUGAAGGCACCCUCACUUUGUGUCUCGUGUCUAAAUCGUAGGCGAUGGAUCAUCUAAUUAAUGAUAUUAUCUAAUUAAUUAUGUCUGACUCUGAUCAGAUUUACUUACCAGGGUUAUGUUUAUUUCAUGUGCUGUAACGUAGGAAGUGAAUAUUUUGGCAGUGAGCGCCCGUGCGCGCGCGCGCGCACACACACACACACACACACACACACACACAGAAACCUGUGUGUAGCUGCAGUGAUCAAGUGAGUCGGGUCCUGAGGCCACUCCAGCAAUCUUUUCUACAAUUCAUGUGAAACACGUACCGCAAGACAAAGCGUCUGACAGUUGGGAGGGUGGUUCUGUAGUCCUAGGAAUCCAGAGUGAAUUAAAGUCUAGACUCGGUCAUUUUUCAGGGGAAAAGGGAGGAGGGAGAAGUCGCAGAUCAGAUAUGCCCGAAGUGUUACAGAGAGAACACGGAGGCCAGGAUGCUGCUGCUGGUUUGAGCGCUGGAAGGGAGGCAAUAAUGGCAGAGCAGCAGCGGGGGGAGCCGUGCGCUCAGAAGCAGUAACAUAAACAGCAUCAGGAGUAGGGCCUCCUCUUGUAAAAAGCAGGAUACUGCAGGCUUGUGAAAGGCAAGAUUCUCUGAUGUCUGACAGUCUCCUGAGUGGAGAAUGGCUACUGUAAAAAUGUUGCCAAGAAACUCUACCGAUCCGGACGGUCAUAACUGUGUGGUAGGAAUAGUUACCUCAGGAAAAUAAAUUUUACUUUUGGCCGAUUUUCUGGUCUGUAGACAACUCCCUGAAGAAGAUCUCAAAUUACCCGAAAAAAAAAAAAAAGGAAAGAAAAGAAAAGAAAAGAAAAACAGGGACAACAAAGUUUUGGCAUGCUUGCAAGGACCCGUGGUGUUUUUUAGAAACUACCUAGGAAGGCAGAAGCUAAGUGUUGAUUUGCCCAUGCCUCUUACCUGGGAGCACAAGGUGGGAAGAAAUGGACAGUGGCUGUGAUGAGACGAGGAGGCACAGUGCAGCUCGGUGAAGCCACACGCUGACUGCGUUCCGCACCGCUCUUCAUGCAGUGCUGUGGGCUGGUGCAUCGGCGGCGAGUACGGGUGUCCUAUGGUUCGGCAGACUCCUACACCAGCCGUCCGUCCGACUCAGAUGUUUCUUUGGAGGAAGAUCGGGAGGCGGUACGCAGGGAAGCAGAGCGACAGGCCCAGGCCCAGUUGGAAAAAGCAAAGACAAAGCCCGUUGCAUUUGCUGUUCGGACAAAUGUCAGCUAUAGUGCAGCCCACGAAGAUGAUGUUCCAGUGCCAGGCAUGGCCAUCUCCUUCGAAGCAAAAGAUUUUCUGCAUGUUAAGGAAAAAUUUAACAAUGACUGGUGGAUAGGGCGAUUGGUUAAAGAAGGCUGUGAAAUCGGAUUCAUUCCAAGCCCAGUCAAACUAGAAAAUAUGAGACUACAGCAUGAACAGAGAGCCAAGCAAGGGAAAUUCUACUCCAGUAAAUCAGGAGGAAAUUCAUCAUCCAGUUUGGGUGACAUAGUACCUAGUUCCAGAAAAUCUACACCUCCAUCGUCCGCUAUAGACAUAGAUGCUACUGGCUUAGAUGCAGAAGAAAAUGAUAUUCCAGCAAACCACCGCUCCCCUAAACCCAGUGCAAACAGUGUAACGUCACCCCACUCCAAAGAGAAAAGAAUGCCCUUCUUUAAGAAGACAGAGCACACUCCUCCUUAUGACGUGGUACCUUCCAUGCGACCCGUGGUCUUGGUGGGCCCAUCUCUGAAGGGCUAUGAGGUCACAGAUAUGAUGCAAAAAGCAUUGUUUGAUUUUUUAAAACACAGAUUUGAAGGGCGGAUAUCCAUCACAAGGGUCACGGCUGACAUCUCGCUCGCCAAGCGCUCAGUGUUAAACAAUCCCAGCAAGCAUGCAAUAAUAGAAAGAUCUAACACAAGGUCAAGCUUAGCGGAAGUUCAGAGUGAAAUCGAAAGGAUUUUUGAACUUGCAAGAACAUUGCAACUGGUAGUCCUUGACGCAGAUACUAUUAAUCAUCCAGCUCAACUUAGUAAAACUUCCUUGGCCCCCAUUAUAGUAUACGUAAAGAUUUCUUCUCCUAAGGUUUUACAAAGGUUAAUAAAAUCUCGAGGGAAAUCUCAAGCCAAACACCUCAAUGUCCAGAUGGUAGCAGCAGACAAACUGGCUCAGUGUCCUCCGGAGCUGUUUGAUGUGAUCCUGGACGAGAACCAGCUGGAGGAUGCUUGUGAGCACCUUGCCGACUAUCUGGAGGCCUACUGGAAGGCCACCCACCCCCCCAGCAGCCAUCUCCCCAACCCUCUCCUUAGCCGGACUUUAGCUACUUCGACUCUGCCUACUAGCCCCACUCAAGCCUCUAAUUCACAGGGUUCUCAAGGAGAUCCGAGGACUGCGCGCUCUGCUCCUGCCCGUUCCGCCUCCCAAGCUGAAGAAGAGCCCUGCCUGGAACCCGUCAAGAAACCCCACCACCGUUCUUCGUCCUCCGCCCAGCACCACAGCCAUCGUGGUGGCACGAGUCGAGGCCUCUCCAGGCAGGAGACGUUUGACUCGGAAACCCAGGAGAGUCGAGACUCUGCCUACGUGGAGCCGAAGGAAGACUACCCCCCCGAACAGGGGGACCACUACGCCCCACACCGCGACCACAACCACAGAGAGGAGCCCCACGGGAGCAGCGAGCACAGACACAGGGAAGCUCGACACCGUGCCAGGGACCUGGAUCGAGAGCAGGACCACGGCGAGUGCAACAAACAGCGCGGCCGGCAUAAAUCCAAGGAUCGCUACUGUGACAAGGAUGGAGAAGGCGUAGCCCGGAAACGGAACGAGGCUGGGGAGUGGAGCAGGGAUGUUUACAUCCGCCAGUGACUUCUGCCCUCUUGUGUGUUUGUUCUUUUUUUUUUUAAGUCUUGUAUGACACCAUCCUCAGACUAAAUCUCUGGGGUCUACAUUGCAGUCAGAUGUGAUCUGUCUUGUAUACUCUGUAUUGCUGUUGCUUGAAUAGCAAUAGCAUGAUUGAUAAGGAGUAUUAAUAUACCUUUUUUUUUUCCUUUUGCAAGUGCUACGUAAGUUGGCCUCGUAUGGCUGCAGUGCUCCGGUUGUAUACUGGACUUUUCAAAAACUGUUUGGGAUAGCUGCCACUUGAACAAAAUCUGUUGCCACCCCGGUGGCUUUAGUAUUUUAAGAAACAUAGUUGAUGUUUUCAAAAAUGUACUUAAUGUAUCCAGCAAGCCAGAAUUGGCCCAGAUAAAAGUGGAAUUUCCUGAUUCUCCAGAUUUUUAAUAUGUAGGCACCAGAUCUGCAUACUCAUUUAUCCAUGGACCACUGUUUCUUGCUUGUACCUCUGGCUGACUAAAUUUGGGGACAGAUUCAGUCUUGCCUUACACAAAGGGGAUCAUAAAGUUAGAAUCUAUUUUCUAUGUACUAGUACUGUGUACUGUAUAGUUUGUAAAUGUUAUUUCUGCAAACACCUUCUUAUGAUAAUUAUAUAUAUAAUAUAUAAAUAUAUAUAUAUAUCAGUUUGAUCACACUAUUUUAGAGUCUUAAUGCCAAGUCAGCAGAUUUGCUUUAUGAAUUACAGGGACUAGAGAUGCCCACCUUCAGGAAAUUUGUUAUAUCGUCUAGACACCUACCCCCAUUCUCGUAGAAAGUCUGUACAUACUGUAAAUACGCGUGAUUGCUUGACUUGAAAAGGUUUGAUUUCUGAAUGUUUUACCAUCCUUGUAAGUUUAUAACUUUGACCAUAAAUUAUGGUAAAUAUAACCAAACUCCAAAGGUUGUUCUAAUCCAUGCAGUUCACACUGAUUGUGACAAACACGUCCUGAGUAGUUAGUGUCUUAUGUCGCUGCACUGGACUUGACGAGCCGGACCUCUCUGUGUGCAAGUGCGUCUGUGUGUAAGAGCGGUACGAGUGUGCACGAGUGACUGAGAUGGACCCGAGUGCUGAAGACUCGAGACUGAUGACCUAGAAUUCUACCCACCUGGCUUUGUAUUUAAUUGUGUUACGUGUCGCUUUAAAAAUAAUCCGUUGAGCAGUCAGGGAAUGUGAGGAAGCUCGCUGCCAAAGGUGACUAGGAAGGCAUCCAUGUGCUGGCUCCUUGUGUUUGCUCCUAGAGUAAGAACACAGGCAACUUUUAACUGUGAGUGUUUCACUGGAAAUGUACAAUCUUUGUGUGUUUGAGUAUUUGUUUUAGUAAGAAAUGUUUACACAGCUUGUAGAAUUAUUUCGUGGGAAAAUAAAUUUUUCUACCUUCUCCCACCUCCUUUUCUAAACCUUGCCUAUCGUUCCUGUGGUCUAUCUCCCCCAGAUUUACCCUUCAUUCUGUUCCUUACCACCAACUCCAACACGUCAAUGUCCGUCAAAACCCAGAAGUGCUUCUUACAACCAAAGUUUCUGCUCUUCAGAAGUAAUCAGGGCAAAAUGAGGGGACUUGAAGUGAACAAAACAUUAAGAAUAUCUUCUUAUGUUAGACACCUGCUCUGAAGGGGAGCCCGGAAGAUGCUGUUCUCCACGCCUCAAAGAUAGCACUGUCAGCAGCUCACAGUGUGGUUGCCACGCUAAGGCUAAAACCUUCUCCGUGUCACUUAUGUGUCCAUUUUGUCCAGUUAUGACUGGACAGGUAAGACAGUAUUAGGUGUGCAAGUACCUAGCACCUGAAGUUUGUCCCUGGAAAAGGCCCAUCUAUAAUUGCCUAACUUCAGAUCUACACAUUGUAAAAUUAUUAUUAAGUCGGUUCAUCUAGUUUUGUUCUGCUUCUUUGAUUAUUCCAGGUUCUUGCCAAAUAUUCUUGGAGCUUUAUAUGUAAAACUUUCACAUUUAACUCCUUAUUUCCCUCCCUGCACAGAAAAACGCAGUUUUACAAAUGAGUUACACUUUAAGGGUUUUACCCGCAAAUGGAAGAAACAUUUUCCUCAGAAUUAAUCUUUUUGUUAAUUAGCUCUGUACUGUUGACAAAUUUAUUUACUGAAGAUAAAAAUGGUAGAUGUAAACAUUUUUGAUGUAAAAUAUUCGUAUCAUUGGGAAACCAUAUUCCAGUUACAGUUACCUGUGUAAAAUAUUUCUGAACUUUCAUCCCAAUUAAUGACUUUGGAAUAUUUAAAUUCUUGAAAUAUAACUGGUAUUUAUCUUACUUGCUGCUACCACUAAUCUUUCAACGAGUCAUGCCAACAGAUUCCGGUUUUAAAAUUUGUAUCUGGAUUCUUAAUUUUUCACUUACUGUGAAACAUAGUAGUCCAAAUCAGAGUAUUCCUCAAAAAAAAUAUAUUGCAGGAUUUGACAUGAACAUCUAUAUGUGUGUAAACAGUGUGUUCUAAAUUUGUAAAUGAAGAAAUAAUCCCAAGGGCAAUGGGAGAUUUACUGAUUUGUGGAAUGUAAAAUUAGUCUCUUCACUCAGCAAAGGCUUAAUCUUAACCUACUCAGUUGUAGAAUCAUGAUCUUUGUAGUCGACCUAGAAAAUGCUGGAAAUGUCCUUAAUAGUUCUGUGUUUUAUUGUCAAAUCCGUUUCAGUUCUUCCUAUGCUCUUUCUCUACUGCUCAUUUAAGUUACUGUUACAAAAAGGUGCUGCUAAAUGUAGGAUGUCUUAGUCAUACUGUACUUUGGGACAAUGCCACAUUUUUAACAUGGUCUGCUAUGCAUUCCUGUUAAACAUUCACUGUCAGCUACACUGAACUGUUCAACAAAUCUGGUUUAAAGUCAUUCAUACAAAACAAAUAAAGAGCUGGCUUUCUGCACUGUUUA
This is a messenger RNA of Herpailurus yagouaroundi (jaguarundi), 5826 nucleotides long. RefSeq names its product calcium voltage-gated channel auxiliary subunit beta 2 (gene CACNB2). Lineage: Eukaryota; Metazoa; Chordata; Mammalia; Carnivora; Felidae. Gene Ontology annotation, cellular component: voltage-gated calcium channel complex. Bases 1140 to 2957 code for a protein of 605 amino acids. The transcript is spliced from 13 exons. Gene Ontology annotation, biological process: calcium ion transmembrane transport. Gene Ontology annotation, molecular function: voltage-gated calcium channel activity; protein binding. The record is from RefSeq and is a predicted model, not a curated record.